AUGGUGACGUUUUCCGACCGGGGGAAGAAGUCAGGAGGAUCCAAAAUACGAAGAGCAACCAACUCGACUUCCUUCACUUUCGCUAGCUUGGAUUCGGACACUGAAUACGAACUCGUGAUCGGACUCUACAGUGGCAUCGCGAGAGAGCCAAAGUUUUUGGGAAGGCUAUGGCCUUUCAAGACCCUAAUUAGCGCCCCGCUAGCGCCUAUACUGUCGUUGGAGGCGACAGCAAUCCGAGAAAUAAAGGUCAAGUGGGACCUUCCUCGGCAGUCGAGUCAUGCUGACAUUUACGAUGUUAGCCACACGCUCCGCAAGUAUGAAGCUUGCAAGAACCAUGUCACCCAACCUGCAUCUCAAGCCCACCAUACAGCCACUGAAAUCUAUCUUAGGGACCUAAAGAGCUAUGCCACCUAUGAAGUCUGUGUUGUGGCGAGGAAUGACGGUGGUUCAGGUCCUGCAGCUUGUUCCUCUGAAACCACACUGCCAACCGCUCCUGAAAUUCAACUUCAAUCUCAAUGCCGAUAUCAUUCUACCAGUUAUCUCAGCUGUCAAUUAGUCGGCACGUGUUCACAGCACAACGGACCCAACGCACGAGCCGAGUUAAUCACCGAGACUUUCUUGGAAUGCGAGAACAAGUCCCUGAAAGAGGAAUACAGUCAGAAUUUAGCUAGCAAUUACAUCGAUUUUUUCUUAAAAAGUAAUUUGCUAAAAGGGGCGACCUACACUGCUACUGUUACUUUCAAGAAUGAUGCUGGCACUGGGCUGGAAUCGACAAGUUCAUUCACGACUUCCUCAGCAAGGGCUCCCAGGGUGAAGGAUCUGGUGGGAGCAGCCCUGUCUUCCCGCGAGAUCAGGUUGAUGUGGAAUGACCCGUGCCCGCCGAAGGGGAAGAUCACCAGUUUUGUGUACAGAAUUUAUUCAACUUGGACCUCUAUGAAUGCUGUACCUUGUACGUCUGUGCCUAAGUUUGAUCGAUGUAUCGAACUUGGAAACUUGGCGGUCAACACAAAUUAUACUUUUGAGGUCGCGGCUGUUAACAUUGUUGGAAGAGGCUACACUGAGAAAGUCAGUGUUUCUACCAUCGAGGCCAAACCCGGACCUCCAUCUGGUAUAUCGACCAUUCCAGGAGAGUCCUCCAUCGAGGUACUUCUCCAGUUCCCCGUGGCGCCCGGUGGCCUUCUGCUGAACUUCACCACAGGACUGGCAGAUGGACAGUACUCAUGUUGGGACAAUAUCACGAGAGAAUCACGUGGUCCUGCUGUAUGUAAGUUUCAGAAUCUGGAACGAGGGAAGACUUACACUGCGAGAGGUUCCUUCUGCAAUUCAGCAGGAUGCGGGCCGAGCUUGGCGCAGGCCGUGGCCACACUGCCCAUCCCGCCCAGUUUCGCAGGGGCCCUGGGCGUGCUGGCCAAAACCGACACCAACAUCACGCUGUCGCUGCCCGGCAUUCAGACACAGGGCGACGGGGAAAGCUCGCUCAUCGUUUUGGUCCAACACAUACCAAAAGAAGAAAUCUCCGCCUAUAGAAAGGAAAGCUUCGUGGAAUUAUAUGCGAAGCUCAUGGAGAGACAUCGGGCCAGAGCUGUUUCUGAGGCGCAGGGACCGGAGACCCAUCGAGACCCGAAUGAAAGGGACGCUGAGGCCGAGGAACCCCGGGGGUCUUUCCGUCAGAAACGGCGCGUGGAGGCCGACUGCAAAAACAGGGACGGCGAGUACAUAGCUGGCAUCUUCGAUAAUGAGCACCAAAAGGAAUUCGUCAUUGGAGGAGAAGAUUCUGGUUAUGACAACUGCCCCCUCACGCCGGACGACUUCUACAUGAUUGGUGCUGUUGCAAGGGUCGACCUCUUGGACCAGCAAAGCUACGCUGAGACAUCUCUCGGGGCCCCUGUUAAGGCGGAGUUCGAUGUGACGAGCCCGCUGGCAAUCACGGCUCUUGUCUACUGGUGUGAACACACAAAUGGGUUUAUAUUGAGGGUCAGACGUCUGAGACGUCGCUUCGGGGGAGGGAUGACUGAUGGCCUCAGAUGA
Molecule: messenger RNA, 2028 nt
Organism: Penaeus monodon (black tiger shrimp)
Lineage: Eukaryota; Metazoa; Arthropoda; Malacostraca; Decapoda; Penaeidae
Exons: 13
Coding region: 1-2028 (675 amino acids)
Molecular function (GO): protein binding
Source: RefSeq, a predicted model, not a curated record